AUGAAGAAGGAGGACAUAAAGCAAACGCAGAACAGCAUUCAGCUGCCCCCUCCCCGCCCGCGACAGAGGGAGUCCAGGCUCGCACGCCUCUGGUUCCAGUACUGUCUUCUCACCGGUUCCUGGGCCAUCGAGCCCUGGGAGAAAGUCCUGUUCCAUUCCAUCGUCUUCCUCAUCGUGUUCUUCUUCCUGCGCAUCGUCUACAACGCGAUCUCGGGAUUCCUCUUUUAA
Molecule: messenger RNA, 228 nt
Organism: Acanthamoeba castellanii str. Neff
Lineage: Eukaryota; Discosea; Longamoebia; Acanthamoebidae
Exons: 2
Coding region: 1-228 (75 amino acids)
Source: RefSeq, a predicted model, not a curated record